Molecule: messenger RNA, 2093 nt
Organism: Artibeus jamaicensis (Jamaican fruit-eating bat)
Lineage: Eukaryota; Metazoa; Chordata; Mammalia; Chiroptera; Phyllostomidae
Exons: 2
Coding region: 12-644 (210 amino acids)
Biological process (GO): nucleosome assembly
Cellular component (GO): nucleosome
Molecular function (GO): structural constituent of chromatin; DNA binding; protein heterodimerization activity
Source: RefSeq, a predicted model, not a curated record
UUGGAGUUAUCAUGUCUGGGAGAGGCAAGGGAGGUAAGGGCUUGGGCAAAGGUGGCGCCAAGCGUCAUCGCAAAGUCUUGCGAGAUAACAUCCAGGGCAUCACCAAGCCCGCCAUCCGCCGUCUCGCUCGGCGUGGGGGAGUGAAGCGCAUCUCGGGCCUCAUUUACGAGGAGACCCGGGGCGUCCUGAAGGUGUUCUUGGAGAACGUCAUCCGGGACGCGGUGACCUACACGGAGCACGCCAAGCGCAAGACGGUCACUGCCAUGGAUGUGGUGUACGCCCUGAAGCGACAGGGACGCACUUUGUAUGGCUUUGGAGGUGUCGCAGUCAUCAUGUCUGGGAGAGGCAAGGGAGGUAAGGGCUUGGGCAAAGGUGGCGCGAAGCGUCAUCGCAAGGUCCUGAGGGACAACAUCCAGGGCAUCACCAAGCCGGCCAUCCGCCGUCUCGCACGGCGUGGGGGAGUGAAGCGCAUCUCGGGCCUCAUUUACGAGGAGACCCGGGGCGUGCUGAAGGUGUUCCUGGAGAACGUCAUCCGGGACGCUGUGACUUACACGGAGCACGCCAAGCGCAAGACGGUCACUGCCAUGGAUGUGGUGUACGCUUUGAAGCGGCAGGGACGCACCCUGUACGGCUUCGGAGGCUAGGCCGCUGCUGCAGGCUUUAACGUGCGGCAAUCUCAAAGGCCCUUUUUAGGGCCACCCAUGGAGUCUUUGGAGGAGCUGGGUACUCUUUGUGUGUGUGUGUGUGUGACACCUUGCAGCUGGGCCGCUCAAUCAACUGCCCCUGUGCUCUGCUACGGUGGCAUGUCAGGAAGCAGUGCUUGUGAGUCACCCGGUGUCCUAUCCCGAACAGUGGGACCGAGGCUUCCUCUGCCCCAUUGCAGCUGUGCAGCGGUGUCCGGACCUGGGUGUCGUUGACUAGUGAAAGGCGCUCCACAGCAAUCCGUGUGCGGAUUCAGCCAUUCAGGCCAGUGCUGCCUUUGCCAGUCAAACUUGCUAUUUCUCCAGUCUAUGUCCGCAUAGCAAAGUCCCUCAAGGACGGGGCUGGGGGCCUGGGGUUGAGGCGGGAACCUCACCUCACCACGUGAGUCACCCUAGCCUCCCUCCUGCCUCCCUCCUGUGUCCGGGGCGCGCUUUCGCUUCGCUUUCCCGGCUAAGGUGCUGGGGUACUGGUCGCCCGCGAGGAGGUUCUCCCUUCGCCGUUCUGCAUCGGGGGAUCCCGCCGUUGCCGGGAGGAUGCCGGCACAGCACUUCUGCUCACACCUAGCUGAACGGGACGUUGUGCUCCAUCUUUGUUUCGGGUCGCGUUACCCACGUUGGCGGUCGUAUUACUGGGCUGUGGGGAGUUGAAAGCGGCAAAAGGAGGCCAGGUCAAGCCACCUUCACUCUUAGACUCGAGGCAGCCCCAGGUUUGCACUCCCGAGGUACCAGUUUUGCCACGUGAUCGUUUUUGAGCUUCGCUAGUUAACUGUUUGGGCCUCCCCUCCCAUUGCCGCAGUGAGGGAGUAGGCUGGGUGGCUCCGGGGCCCUGUUCACAUUGGACGCUGUUUUGUGCCAUUCACUGCUCACUCACUGGAAAAGACGUGCAAGCACCUGCAAAGUCAAACCCGAUCAACAGCCAUUCAGAAACCGGGGAAGAGAAAUUCAGGUCAUUAGAUCACAGGUGAACUCAUUAGUGCAAUUUUAAAACAAUUAAGGUGAGAGCUGGCCAGUGCGUGAAAAGCAUUCUUGGUUUUGUUGAGAUCUGGGAAACAGAACAUAGCCUGACCACAGCAAAACAGGAACAAGGGACAGCAUGCAAACGAAGGCUGAGCAGGCAUCCUGCAGUAUGUGAAUGCCCUACAUAGAUCAAGAUAGGCAGAUCGUAAUCUGUUUAGUUUUGAAUUUUGACACCCCACCCUGUUCCCGCGCACGGUCUCUGUCAGCAAAUAGCUAACUGCCAGGUCUGCUUCUGUUCAAAGCUUGCUUGCUUGCUCGCCCCUAUGUAAGGACUUAGCUGUAAGCGCUGGGCGCGACUCUCAUCUGCAGCCCUUUUGGGCACCGUGUCUCCGGACACCCCGAGAGUUCGCCCCUGCGCAGGUUAAGCUUGGCCAA